Molecule: messenger RNA, 1800 nt
Organism: Ornithorhynchus anatinus (platypus)
Lineage: Eukaryota; Metazoa; Chordata; Mammalia; Monotremata; Ornithorhynchidae
Gene: TYMP
Product: thymidine phosphorylase
Exons: 11
Coding region: 296-1711 (471 amino acids)
Biological process (GO): pyrimidine nucleoside metabolic process; pyrimidine nucleobase metabolic process
Cellular component (GO): cytosol
Molecular function (GO): 1,4-alpha-oligoglucan phosphorylase activity; pyrimidine-nucleoside phosphorylase activity
Source: RefSeq, a predicted model, not a curated record
CGCCCAGUGUGAACGCCGCUCCGGCUCAACGCGCUUCUCCGGCCCCGCCCGACCCCGACCCCGACCCCGACCCCGACGGUCUCUCCAGCCAGCUCCGUCCCGGCUCUAGGAGCCACCCUGGUCCGGAGUGGGCCGCCUCUGAGUCUCGGACUCUGAACGGCGGUCAGGCCGGAGUCCGAGCCCCGGCCGUCUCCACCGCUUUCUCUACCACCGUCUCCUCCAUCGUCUCCUCCGCCGCCUCCACUGUCGUCUCCACCGCAGUCACCUCUUCGGGUCAGGCAGAAGCACCUAGAGGAUGUCAGCCCCCGGUCUGCAGAGUGCAGGUGGCCCAGCCCACAGACCCGGACCCCCGGUGCCCGAGCUGAUCCGGAGGAAGCGAGAUGGGGAGCAUCUUGCAGAGGACGAGAUCUUCAGCUUCGUGCAGGCCGUGACUGAUGGGACCAUCCAGGAUACGCAGAUCGGUGCUAUGCUGAUGGCCAUCCGGCUGCAGGGCAUGGACCGGGCAGAGACGGAGGCUCUGACAAGGGCAAUGGCGGGGUCCGGGAAGCAGCUUGCAUGGCCAAGGGAGUGGGCAGGGCGUCUGGUGGACAAGCACUCGACUGGUGGUGUAGGGGACAAGGUCAGCCUGCCACUGGCCCCUGCGCUGGCUGCCUGCGGCUGCAAGGUGCCGAUGAUCAGUGGGCGAGGCCUGGGCCACACAGGAGGUACCCUGGACAAGAUGGAGGCGGUGCCAGGCUUCUGUGUCUCCCAGAGCCCGGAGCAGAUGCGGGAGCUGUUGGAGCACGUGGGCUGCUGCAUCGUGGGCCAGAGCCAAGAGUUGGUCCCCGCGGACAGAAUCCUAUACGCAGCACGUGACGUGACCGCCACUGUGGACAGCCGCUCUCUCAUCACUGCAUCUAUCCUCAGCAAGAAGGUGGUGGAAGGCCUGUCCGCCCUCAUCCUGGACGUGAAGUUCGGAGAGGCCGCUCUGUUCCCCAGCCUGGAACAGGCCCGAGAACUUGCAGAGACCCUGGUGGGCGUGGGGUCCCAGCUGGGCCUGCGUGUGGCCGCCGUGCUGACUGCCAUGGACGGGCCCGUGGGGCGCCGGGUGGGCCACGCUCUGGAAGUGGAGGAGGCGCUGGAGUGUCUGGAAGGGGCAGGCCCCCCCGACUUGCGGGACCUCGUCACCCAGAUCGGUGGCACCUUGCUAUGGCUGUGUGGAGCGGAACCAACCGCGGCUCUGGGAGCAGCCCGGGUGGCCACGACUCUGGACGAUGGCUCGGCCCUGGACCGGUUCCAAGCCAUGCUGCAGGCCCAGGGAGUCACGGCCUCGGUGGCCCGGGCUCUGUGCUCCGGGCCCGGGGCGGCUCGGAGACGGCUGCUGCCUAGCGCCCCGACCCAGGAGGAGCUGUGCGCCCCUUCUGACGGCACAGUGGAGCAGAUCAGGGCACUGCCCCUGGCCCAGGUCCUGCAGGAGUUGGGAGCGGGACGGAGCAGGGCUGGGCAGGCCCUGGACCUCAGCGUUGGGGCCGAGGUGCUGGUCAGUGUGGGACAGCGGCUGGAUGCAGGGACUCCCUGGCUGAGGCUCCACCACGCGGCCCCUGUCCUGAGCGAUCGCCACCGCCACACUCUGCAGUCGGCAUUGAGGUUGUCCGCCGGGCCGCCCUUCCCCACCCCCCGCCCCGUGUUCGAGCUGGUUCUGCCACCGAUCACCGCCUGCCCACAGGACUGACCCACUGGUGACUUAACCUUGGGCAUCACAAGUGUUCAGUAAAGGUUUGGUAUAGAAUAAGAUCUUAAUAAAUAAAUACUCUAACUGGC